Messenger RNA from Amoebophrya sp. A25, 3511 nucleotides. Lineage: Eukaryota; Dinophyceae; Syndiniales; Amoebophryaceae. The record is from the annotation of a GenBank genome assembly.
GCAGGUUGGAGCGGAGAGAGGCUGCGAUGGAGGGCGACAUCGUGGAUGAUACGGAGAGCUCUUCGAGCGAGUCGAAUGAUGAAACAUCCUCAGAGUCGGACGGCGACGGUGCAGAUGAUGACGCCCAAGGAGGCCUUGGUGGAGUUGUUGGUGGGUCCAGUUCGCAUGCGUGCUCCGCCUCGAAUUUAGCAGCUGCGUCUAGAGCGACGACUACCAGGGAGGAGCUAACACGCGAGGAAAAGCACGAGAAGUUGCAAAAUGUGAUGGACGGUUUGAAAGCUUUGGGUGAGCAUGGGCAGGCGGAUGCCCUUCGUUUGAAAGUGAAGCGUGCGAAGGAAGCUCAUCAGCAGCAAACAGUGCAAGAGGCCGAUAAUGCACUGGCGUUGGGAGAUGACGACGACUGCCCAGAGGCAGGAGAUGCUGGCGCGGUCGCUCAGAGUCAAACUAGUGGCACACAGCGCAAGAGCCGUUCAGUCUCGCAGGCUUACGCGUCUUUUAUGCAGAAUAUGGAGCAUAAAUCGGAAGACUUUCGUGGUGAAGCCGUAAAGCGAGCGCAGGAGCGGGAGGAGCGAAUCAAGUUCGAGUCGCUUUACAAGAAGCUACAGGAGAAAGACAGGAAAAUCGAUGAGAGCGGUAGUGCGUCAGUGGGCGCGGUGAAGAUGGAGUUCCAGCCCCAUCAUUUUGCGGACAUGGGCAAUCUUCGCGAUACCGUGUUGCAACUCCUCAGGGCAGACCUCGUGCCGGGUACUCUUCUACCGCAAAAAGUGGCAUCUUACUGCAGCGAGCGUUAUCGCCUUGAGAGGAAUAGGCGGGAUCUGAAGAAUGGAGCAAACGAUCUUCCGGGAUUCUGUUUUCUCUUACGCCGACAGCUCUUGCCUAUAGAGAUUGCUGACGUGCGUGCAUAUUUUGCGGCAGUGGCAAACGUGAUCCACGGGAGGAUCAGGAAGAUGGGCAAAAGCGAUCGUUCCGUUUAUGUCCAGGAGAUCAUGCAGGGCCUCAUCCAUUGGGAAUCGAAGAAACGGCAAGAGGCGCGGAGUGUCGUCAAUGACAUGUCAACUUCCAGCGCAGUUGUGGAGUUGGAGGUGCUAUUAAUAUUUGAUAUCUUAUUUGAUGCACUUGCACUGAGAUCUGAGCUGUCGGCUGUAUCCGGUCAUCUUUAUCUUUUCUAAACUUCUACAUCUACUUAUAUGUAGUACUCCGGAAGACAUAGUAAAGGUAGUUUUAAUCUAUCAGCUACUACAUCAAGAAUUAUGUCUGAUUUAUCAACCCACAGACCGACAGCAGACAAGCCGUUCGCAGCUUUAGUCCGCUAAAAUCACAUGACCCGAGCCAAACAGGGGCGCAAAGACAGCAGCCUGCCCUAACAGACAAUAGCCGGCAGGGGCCGUAUAGUGCCUCCAAGUCCAACGUGGCACCGCAGCAAGGCAAAGGUGGGUGCUCCUCGAGCUCGUCUAGUUCUCGUCUUAGCAAGGGAAAAGGCAACAAGGGGAAGGGAAAUGGGAAAGGAGCUGCACCAGGCCAACGUCAGACAACGAGCUCCAGAGCCGGCACUUCCGUGCAACAACUUCAAACCAGUGGUAGUGGUAAAGCGAAAGCGUCGAACUCCAAGUCGAAGGGAAAAGCUGGAGCAAGUGCACCUUCAUCGUCUAGGCCAGCAGAAGCACCUCAAGUUCUCCACCAAUCCUCGUCUUCAGCAGCUGCAGGUCCGAGGGCGCCUUCGCGGAGACCUCUAACAGAGGAAGACUGGGCCGCAAUGGGUCUGUAGAGGACGACGAGGAGGGCCCAUGAAGGCUUUCAGCACGGCGCUCUGUGCAUAAGUAAUUGUAGGUAACUCAUGUUAUAUAGAGGAGAGUAGUAACAUUUCUAAGACUUGCUAUCAUGUUCGUGCACUUCGGUUUGAUUAUUUGGGAACUGAUUGACUUCACUGCUCUACAGAGCCACUCCCUGAAGUCGAAAAUCAAUAUGUGCGUGCAGCUUUUUCAUCGACCAAGAUCAGCAAUUUAAGAGUAAGCACUUACUUGAACAGGCAUAGGCAAAUAACUUAAACUCGAUUUCGGGCCUAUCUUUCCAGCAUCAGGCAUGUACUAUGCCAGUAGGGUAUUAAGUAUUACUUAAGACGAGCUCAAGGCGACUUCUUCCUAGUUCUUUUCUCUUUCGAUCCGUCUUACUUCCAUCAAGAUCGCUGUAGUGCCCAACUAUAGAAGUUUACCACACAGUUGGGAACUACGUAUUUGUUUGAAAACAGAAGUAGAGCUUUCCGAUUUUGCGAAGGAGUUCUAAGUAAUUUCGCAGAUCGUGAGUAAGUAAGUAGUUUUGCACUUUCAAUACAAACUUCAACUGUCAGGAUGUAGUAGUGCCAGAAAGUCCUUAGACUAUUGCUGGCUCCUCCGACAUGAAAAAGUCUCCAUCUUCGCACUAGUAGUAGCACAGUAUGCCGCAUUUACUAUCAGCCCUAAGUAAAGGAAGGAAGGAGUGGCGCUUGAGCUUCAAUUUCAGAUAUUUGUGGGGUGUGGCUGGUUCAGCCUUCUUGAAGUAAGUACUAUGUUUGUAGACGCGCAUUGCAUUAAAAAUAGCACCGGCUUGCUUAUUCUGUCUAACAUGAGAUAUUUUUUUUAGAGAUACUAGAGGGGGGUAGACAAAUUAGCUAGAUUUUAGCUUACCCUGCACUAGCAUACCAAGAAAAAAUAAUACCUUUGUCGAUUUUGUGAGUGGAACAUUAGUCGCCUUUCUAGACUCCGGCCAGAAGAGCUACUCCUAAACCCCUUGCGCGGCGCCGCGCACGGGGUUUAGGAGACCUGCUGUAUUUCAUCUCCUCGCAGAACUAGACCGAUAGUAAGGACGUAUGUCGAUUUCGUCUAGCUCUAUGGCCAAAUAUCCACUAACGCUGAGAACUGUGCUUAUGUUGUCAGAAGUCUCCACCUCGUAGGUACUAGAUAUGUUGCACUCCCAGUUGCAUGAGUCCAAGCUGAGCUUUUUCACUUGAAAUGUAUUGAGUACGCACCUAAGGUCAAGAGUCUGGUGCUAGAAAGGCGUCAUAUGGUUCACAGCCAUUUCCGGGAAUGCGCUAGGUUUUCCGCAAGGGUCUCCUAAACCCCGUGCGCGGCGGCGCGCACGGGGUUUAGGCUAGGUCCUCCGCGCGGGACCUAGGAGGUUCCGGUCGGAAGACCUAGCCUAAACCCCGUGCGCGCCGCCGCGCACGGGGUUUAGGAGACCUUUGCGGAAAACCUAGCGUAUUCCCGGGAAUGGCUGUGAACGAUAUGGCGCCUUUCUGAAGCCUGACCAGACCCCUUAGGCGCGUGCUCAAACGUCACUGAUGCUUACUUAUUUUCCCAAACUAUUCGUAGUUUCUGAUGGUGGUCGCGCUGAGCUAUAAUAGCAUAGGACUUGAGCUACUAGUAAGUGUAUUUUAUUCUUCUCUUUCUCUCUCUACCUAAGUAAGUAAGUACUUCAGGUUCAACAUCACACACGGUGAUGGAGCAGGAAAUCUAGUGCCCCCGAUUGAGAUUGAGCG